GGCACAGCAGCCACAGCACGGGGAUUGAAUCAUCCAUCAGCAAGUGUUCCUAAUAAAGCCAAAGUCAAUAACUCCACUAUAACCUCACUAUUUUGAGAAUCUGCAUAAUAAUGAUUUGCAACUCCAAAGAAUUUACACAGUAGAGUGACUUAAAAAUAGCUGAAUUUCUAGGAUUUGUUCUACUUAGGAAGAUGGCAUUUGUUUCAGAGAGCCCUACAUUGCAGGCAGUGAGCAGUGGAUCCUGUGUGUACUUUUGGAAAAGGCUCACUAGAGGCUGGAAAUCCCUCACAGAAGCUGAGAACCAGGAAAAGAACAGUCACUGGAAACUUGAAUAGGAGACAAGCUGAAACAUGAGAUAAAAUGCACAUUCUAGAAGUGAUAAUGUAAGAAUGCCAGUUUGGUAUCUUUAAACAAGGGAUUGCUCCUUUUUUGCUACAAGAUUGUUAUGUUUAGGAGUUCAACAUUUGGAGCUCUCUGAUGUUUUUUUUCCUGCAUCUCCACUGAUGUCGCAGUGGGUUCCUUUUUGGUUGUGUUAGCACUAUGAGAUGUGGUGAAGUUCCUGGGUGCCCAAGUUGUUUCCUCAUACUGAGGAAGACCUAAGGCUUACUGCUGUUUUCCUUUUCUACAGCUGUCUGGUUUCUGCUAGAUAAGAGACCUGGCAGCGGGUGGAAAUCAAAUAUGCGUGAUCAGGAGUAGUGACCUGUGUGUACAGUGGAAGUCAUUUGCUCUGCCCUUUACAUCUAGCCCCUGAAAACUAAUCUUGGAGAUUUUUCUUUUCCACUUCCACAGAAUAUGUUAUUAAUUUGGUGGCUGAUUUUUUCCUUUAUCCUAGUAAGAGAUUUAUUAUGAAGUGCAAUCAUGGUCAGUGAUACCCAUAAUAUAUUUCAAGCUCAAUGUAUUGAGGAAUACUUCUCACACAGAUGUCUUGGCCUGCAGUCCACAGAUUGAAAUGCAGAUUGGGCUCUGGUUGGAGCUCAAGACAAGAGGCCAUGAAUUCCCAGCCUUUGGGAUAACAAAGUACAUGAAGACAGGUGACAGCAGCCAAGUGAAUGGACGACUGAGAGUAACAGCCGGUGACUGCCGACCUUUUGGAUAAGGCGACGCCAGUGCGAUGGAUGAACAGAGUGGGGAGGCAGGAGAGGACGUGAAGGAAGAGCGGGACUGAUGCCCUGGGGGAGACUCUGAGGCCUCUAUUGAAGAUUGUGUCAAAAUGGAUCGUGACUAUAUGACGAAGAUCAACCGUUACUGUCAAAUACAUAAAUGUAAAGUGGAUUAUGACACCAUCGACAUAACGGGCCCUGAUCAUGAUCCUCAGUUCACAAUUGUUGUCAAAAUAAAUGGUGAGGAAUAUGGUAGAGGCACUGCUAAAAGUAAAAAAGAAGCAAAAGCAGUAGCAGCAAAAGAAACAUGGGAAAUGAUUGAGAACCAGCAUAAGAGUCCCUCAAAUAUGGCAGCUGCAGAGUUAACGACAACUCAAACAACCUCAACAACCUCAUCACCUGCAGGCAAGGAUUAUGUCAGCCUAUUAAAUACUUUUUCACAAAGGACGGGUUACAUAGUUGAUUAUCGGACCAAAACUCGUACUGGAGAUGCCCACGUUCCCACGUAUUCUAUUAGCUGUACAAUUAGUGGCCAUUUGUAUGGAAGGGGCACUGGACCUUCCCUAGCUGUUGCAAAACAAGCUGCUGCAAAGGAAGCAUAUGAGAAGAUGGAAACUGAAAGAUCUAAUAACAGCAAUUCCUCUCAAGUGCCACCUGAGUCUGACUCAGAUAAAAACACCAUUUGCUUUGCUGACUCAUCUGCAAAGUUGGCAGAAAAAAUGAAAGACAUGGCAAUAUGUGAAAAGCCUUCACCUUUUCAGAAAAAUGCACAAAGUUCUGUCCUGAAGGCCAAACGAAAAUUGGCAGCUAAUUUUGCUAAUGUAAGCAACGCAAAUACCGGAGAAGAGAAUGGGAGUCCACACACUGUCAAUAAAACAUUUCUCAAGCUUUUUGAAAAAAUAGAGCCUAUAGGUGCAGGUGGUUUUGGGAACGUUUUCAAGGCAACAUCGACGAGUGAUAAGAAAACCUAUGCAAUCAAACGAGUUGAAUUCACAGAGAAAGUUGAGCGGGAAGCACGAGAAUUGGCAAGACUUUCACAUGAGAACAUAGUGCGCUAUCAUUGCAGCUGGACAGGGAAGGACCAUAUCAAGUACCCAGACUCAAGCUGUAAUUCAGAUGAAGAAAUUCUUUGUCUUUUCAUCCAAAUGGAAUUCUGUGAAAAAGGGACAUUGGAAAACUGGAUUGUAAAAACUAGCAGAGACCGAAAGUAUAAUGAAAUGGCACAAAACAAAUUUUUACAAAUAGUGAAAGGAGUGGAAUAUAUUCAUUCUGAAGAGUUAAUUCAUCGAGACCUCAAGCCUCAGAAUAUAUUCAUAUCACAUAAUGAUCAAGUAAAAAUAGGUGACUUUGGUCUUGUGACUUCUGUGGCAUUCGAGACUCUGACUGAGAACAGAGGAACAAAAUCGUAUAUGGCACCAGAACAGACUGGGGCCAAAUAUGGAAAGGAAGUAGAUAUUUAUGCAUUGGGAUUAAUUUGGUUUGAAAUUCUUUCGGCAUUCACUGGUCAUGAAAGAAGUAAGGUAUGGCCUUCUGCUAGAGAAGGUAAGCUUCCAGAGUACUUCAACAAUCAAUUUCCAACAGAGGCACCCAUAAUCAAAAAGAUGCUUUCAAGAGACCCUUCAGGAAGAAUCCCUAUAUCUCAUUUGCUUGACCUUCUUAAAUCUGUUGAUAAAGAGAAGGAACAUAGAAAUUUCUCUUAUUGAAUGUCCUUUCACACUGUGUUUAAAUCCAGAGUUUGAUGAAUUUAUUACAACUGAUGAAAUGACAACAGAUGUCAGAAGCAACAGGAAGACUUGGGGUGUGUCUUUUCCUUGGCCACUUCACCAUUUAUAUCUGUCAGCUGCAACCAGGACAGGGCACGUCUGCAAGGAAACACACAGUUUUUACCUGGAAACACAGGUUGUGGAUGAGCUGGACUGUUUUGUACAAAAACUACCUGCUCCUUUUCCCCUCAAAGAUCAUGUUGAUGUGCUAAAGUGCUAAGUGGGUUGUGCCAAAUCCCUACAUGUGCUGCAUCCAUUAUCCCUUAAGGUGUUCUAUUGCUUUCCAUGGAAGAACUACUGUCCGGUGGUAUGUGACUCAAACCUUUCUGAUUUGUUCAGUAAUAUUGUUAAUAAUUACUGGAAUGCUCCAUUAGUACCAAGACUAGUUUUGGCAGAAAAGGAAAUAGGUGCACGUUAUUCUUCACUGAAUUUCAGCACUUUAAGUUUUCUUAUCUCUUCACAGCUGCUGAUGACCUAGCACCUUCAGUGCUCUAGAAUUUAAACUUGAAAUAUGAGGAUUUCUUUAAAUGUUAAACAUUCAGCUUCUAGGAAAUUUAAUUUAGAACAAAUCUCAAUUUUGGAAAACUUUAGGUUUUUAUGGUUGUCUUUUUUGGAAAGGAACAUUCAAGGUGCUAUUAAUAUAAGAAAAUCCUACUCAUUAUAGGAAAAUUGCCUCAGUAGUAACCAUUUGAAAUCCUAGGCUGAAAGAGCACUUUAAACAUUCCCAUGCUUCUAGGUUUUAGUCCCUUACUGUAAUACUGAGGCAUGCCUAACCCUUAAUAACUGUACUUAGUACCUCUGGUGUGCCCACUGCCAGCUCCACAAAAGGGAACAGCAGGUUCUCUGCUACUCUUCAUUUGUGAAAAGACAAAUGAUUGGCUUUGAGCUCUAUCUUGUCAAACUGUUCAUUGAUGUGGGGUCAACAUAACUCCAUAAGGGCAAAUGAGCAGAGAUUUAGAGAUUUCUAAGCAAAAAAUAGGUAAUAUGUGAAGUACUGUAUGCUUUUUCUGAAAUGUUAAAUGGGUUAAAAGUGGGUGACUGCUCUAAAAUAAAUAGUACAAAUAAAGGUAUUUAUAGUCUUAGGGAAAUUACUGAUGUUCUGGUGCAAGUAUUUGUUGCUAAAUAAGAAUAUGAUUGUACAUACUUUUCAAGGGCUUACACUGCUUUCUUUUUUUCUCUUUAUCAUAAAUGAGAUAUAUACAAUCAUAGAAUGGUUUGGGUUGGAAGGGACCUUAAAGAUCAUCCAGUUUCAACCCCCCUGCCCUGGGCAGGGACACUUUACAGUAGAUGACAUUACUCAAGGCCUUGUUUAACCUGGCUUUGAACACUGCCAGCAAUGGGGUAUCCACAGCUUCUCUAGGAAACCUGUUCCAGUGCUUCAUCACCUUCACAGUAAAGAAUUUCUUCCUAAUAUUUUAUCUCAACCUUCCACUUCAAAGCCAUUCCCCCUAGUCCUGUCACUUUAUGCCCUUGGGAAAAGUCCCCUUCCAGCUCUCUUGGCAGCCCCCUUUGCGUACUGAAAGGCUGCUCUAAGGUCUCUGCAGUGCCUUCUCUUUUCCAGGCUGAACAAUUCCAACUCAAGCAACUUCAUUUGCCAGUUCCCUCAGGACCAGUGGAUGCAUGUCAGCAGGUCCCAUGGACUUGUGCACCUCUAGGUUCUUCAGAUUUUCUUGAAUCUGAUCUUCUCCCUGACAUCCCUGGCCAGAUUGAAUUCCAUCAGGGCUUUAUGCUUUCCUAACCUUAUCCUUGACUGGAAUUCAUUAAGUAUUUCACUAUGCUAAACUGAUUAGUAGUUCUUUGCAGUGGUCAAGAUCUGUGAGAAAUUAUAUAUCCUUACAGACAGAAUACUACUAUUGCUGCUUUCUCUUCUCUUUAAUCUAUUGCUUAUAUAAAAAUAAAUAUAUAAAAUAUGUUUAAUCAAUAUAAAUAUAUAAUUGUUUUAUCUUUAUAAAAUUAACAUAUAGUUGGACUUGAUGAUCUUAAAGGUCUGUUCCAACCUAAACAAUUCUAUGAAACUGUUCACAAUAUGAAAAUGAACAAUCUCUGGGCUGCAUUUCCUUUACAGUUUUUGGACAGAGCAAAGUAGUAUCAUUACCUUCUUGCUGUUAAUUAAUACUGUACCAGUUUGUAACAGUAGUUUACACCAGGAGUUCCUGAUAUAUUUUCCCUGCAUAGUAUUUGUAUAUUUCAGCAUUAACUUUUUAUAAAUGGCUAAUUAUAGUAGAGACUGCUGUUAACUAAAAAUAAAAGGUCUUUUAAAACCUUUUAGUGGAUAGCAGUUAUAAAAAAAAAAACCAAAAAAAAAAAAAAAAAAAAAACAUCAUCAUGAUCUAAUUCUAUUUAAUUAUGAAAAAUAUUUAUCUUUAUAUAAAACAGAAUAUUGGUUUAAGUAAUUGGUUCAAGUUUCACAAGAUUUUUUUUCCCACCAAAUUUGAGAUAGUAAACAAAACCAGUCUGGUGUUUAGGCAUGUCUGUAAAGAUGAAAAAAACCUAUUUAACACAUAAUGCAAUAAAGUGAUUAGCCAAUAAUUAUGCCUUUACUCAUACUUGAAUUUUAUUAUCAGUUGGGCAGCACUUAAACAAAGAUGUGAAAGACUGAACCUACUUCUCAAUUAUGUUAGUUCUAUUACAAAUACCAAGUUUUAAUUCCUAUUAAUUUGUGCAUCAAACAGAAAAUAUGAAUUUAGCUUGUCAGCUUAAACUCUUCUGCAUACUUUGGUAUGAAUUCUUGAGUAUGGCAUAGCUCCAAGCUUUUUAAAAGAUACUAUGAAUUUUACAUACUUAUCUAGGACUUCUUCCUUUAGACUGGCUUUAGUCAUGAUCUGCAGCACUGUCUCCAGGGCAGUUUGAGGAUAAAUCUUCAGAGUCUACAGGAUAAGCAGGAAAAAAGUAACAGCAGCUCAGGGAAGGAAAAAAUGGUUGCUAGAAAUAUUUCUAGAAUCCAUGUAGAACAGAUUAAAUAGAAUUCAAGGUUUACAAGUUAGUAACUCUCAAGUUUGUUUUAAAACAAAUUUAAAAACAAAGAAAAAUUGUACUCUCUUCGGUGUUGUGAAAGUGGAUGGUGUUCUAAUUGUUUCAGAAACACCUGCCAACUUUUGCAGCUUUUUAUGGUAUUGGUUUAAAUAUCUGAAUUAUGUUUUCUUAAAACUAAUUAAAUUUUAAUAUAAAUUCAAAUAAAUUUCAGUAUGGUUUGCUGUG
This is a messenger RNA of Serinus canaria (Common canary), 6061 nucleotides long. It is a transcript of the gene EIF2AK2, whose product is annotated as eukaryotic translation initiation factor 2 alpha kinase 2. Bases 1211 to 2803 code for a protein of 530 amino acids. Gene Ontology annotation, molecular function: protein kinase activity; ATP binding. NCBI's taxonomy places the organism in Eukaryota, Metazoa, Chordata, Aves, Passeriformes, Fringillidae. The transcript is spliced from 18 exons. Gene Ontology annotation, biological process: protein phosphorylation. The record is from RefSeq and is a predicted model, not a curated record.